Penicillium angulare is the source of this 501-nucleotide messenger RNA. RefSeq lists its product as uncharacterized. Bases 1 to 501 code for a protein of 166 amino acids. The transcript has 2 exons. The record is from RefSeq and is a predicted model, not a curated record. Gene Ontology annotation, molecular function: transmembrane transporter activity. NCBI's taxonomy places the organism in Eukaryota, Fungi, Ascomycota, Eurotiomycetes, Eurotiales, Aspergillaceae. Gene Ontology annotation, cellular component: membrane.
AUGGACUCUAUUGUCAAGACACUCGGAUUCAGUAGUACUGUAACGCUCCUUAUUACUGCUCCUGUGUAUGUAUUUGGUUUCUUUACUUCCUUCGGAAAUUCCCUUCUGCCGCAGCACACGGAUAAGAGGGCAAUCCUGAUUGUAUGGCCUCUGAUUGUCGAUAUCGUGGGAAAUGUCAUGUUGAUCACCACACGUUCCACCGCGCCUAGAUAUGUUGGCAUGUUUUUGAUGUGUGCUGGAUCAUAUUCCGCAUUUAAUGUGGUUCAGGCGUGGAUCGCCAGCACUGUACCGCGGACCAGAACUAAGCCAGCCAUUAUGUAUGCCAUGGUCAAUUUGUUUGGUAACUCUUCUAAUAUUUACUGGUCAUACUUCUUCCCCAGCUCUGAUGAGCCUCAGUAUCGUAUGGGGGGCAUUAUUCUUUCUCUUGGCCUUGGCCUUUGGCUUCGACAAAUGAACAAGAAGGCUUCUCAACAGGAAAGCAUGGAUGGUCAACGACGGUAG